AUGGACCCCGUCCUACGCAACGCGUUGCGCUACACCAUCAGCCCACGCGAAUACCAGCUACUACACCACUACCUGCUGUCGCGCACGCCGGCCGUCAAGAAGCGCUCCAUCACCCCGCGCCGCUACGAUGCCCUCUCCAAGGGGCCCGACGACUACACCGUGGCUGCCGUGCGCGCCUCGCUGCGCCUCGGCCUCGCAACGCUGGCGGGGCUGAAGACGUGGGAGCUGGUCAAGGCCCGCCUGCUGGCGCGCGGGACACCCUCCCCCAGCCGCAGACCGCCCACGGGCCCCGUGUGGCGGUCGGCCAACGUCCGCCUGAGCAGCUCGCUCGCACUCAUCCUGCUGUUCCACCGCCUCCUGCGCCGCUUCUUCGUGCGCCUGCGCGAGAGCCUGCUGAGCAAUGAAGCACGCUCCUUCCGCAAGCGCAACCCGCGGGUCUCGCGGUCGCUGACCUCGCGCGUGGCGCCUGCGAUUGGGUCCAGCUUGGCCGGCUUCUUCCUCGCCGUGUACCCCGGCGACCAGCUGCGCAUCACCAUUGCCAUCUACAUCUUCACCCGCGCCCUGGAGUUCGCGUACAACCAUCUCGAAGACCGCGGCUACUUCAAGAACAGGCCCGCCUGGUUCGGCUCCUGGAUGCUGAUGCCCUUCGCAUAUGGCCAGUUGCUGCACGCCUUCGUCUUUGACCGCGACUGCUUCCCGGCCGGCUUUGGCGACUUCAUCAUCGGCAACUCGCCCGAGUACAUCCAGCAGAGGCCUGCCGACCUGCCGCCGUCGAUACGCUGGCCCGGCACAUACGCCAUCGUGGACGGGCUCGCAGACAUCUCCAGGCAACGCUGGCCGCCCUUUGUGUCACCCAUCCUCUUCCCCACCCACGACACACUGCCCAAAAGCCUGACAGCCAUAUCGUCCAUCACCUCCCCUGCACAUCCAGCCAUCAAAUCGCUCUCGUGCGCACUGCUCCAUCCCCAAGAUCCCUCCUGCUUACGCACCUACCUGCAGUAUUGGAUCCAAGCCUUCCCCAAGGUCGCCCGCUUCUUCACCAUUUUCUUCACCGCCAUGAGUCUCACGCGCUACAAAGCUUUCAUUGCCUCUCCCUCUGCAGCACUGAACCGACUAGCAAAGAGCAUUCUUCGCAUGUCGCUCUUCAUCUCUGGCGCUAUUGGCACAAGCUGGGGCUCCAUUUGCCUGUUCCAGAACAUCUUCCCGCGCAAUUUCCUCUCCACGCAGCGCUGGUUCCUCGGAGGAUUUCUCGGUGGCCUCUGGGCGUUCCUAGAGCGCAAGGGCGGUCGAGGAAACUUCCUGUACUGCACGCGUAUGUCCAUUGAUUCGGCGUGGAAGGUUGGCGCCAAGAGAGGUUGGUGGCGUGGAAUUGCUAACGGGGACGUGCUGCUGUUCGUGCUAAGCUUGGCUACAGUCAACGUGCUGUACGAGAUCUCACCGCGGUCUGUGAGCAGUGGUGUAGCACGGAAGGGCUUGGGUGUACUGAGGGGCGAAGGGUGGGUGGACAGAGCCGCUGUCACUCGAGAUGGAAAAGGAGACGACGAUGUGAAGGGUGUUCCAUCGCGGGACGACUAA
Boeremia exigua is the source of this 1575-nucleotide messenger RNA. RefSeq lists its product as uncharacterized. The transcript has a single exon. NCBI's taxonomy places the organism in Eukaryota, Fungi, Ascomycota, Dothideomycetes, Pleosporales, Didymellaceae. The record is from RefSeq and is a predicted model, not a curated record. The coding region runs from base 1 to 1575 and encodes 524 amino acids.